This is a messenger RNA of Protopolystoma xenopodis, 1077 nucleotides long. NCBI's taxonomy places the organism in Eukaryota, Metazoa, Platyhelminthes, Monogenea, Polystomatidea, Polystomatidae. The record is from the annotation of a GenBank genome assembly.
AUGGGUAUUAACAGUUGCUUUCCUCUCUGGCUCUGGGCGUUUUGGAUCAACGCAAAGGUGUCUCAAAGGGUAAAUGAUCUAUCAUUGCUGGCUGCGGCGUCGGGGCGUAAAGACGACCGCGGCCGAAGAGUCAAGACGAGGAAGGCAUACAUUUGGACGGACGAGAAUGUGUGCCAUGAGCGGUCGUCGGAAUUUGCACAACUCGCCUGCCUCCUUCUCGGGCAGUCCGCCCCGCCCGGCCAGCCGGCGUUGGGAUGUCGGACGGGCGUCCUGAAUGCCCGUGGUGCUGAGAUGACUGGCCAACCCGGGCGCAGGGUCACGCUGGACAGGAGGGGUGGCCCGACCUUCGGGCGCAGGCGUGCUGCCGGAGGCGAGGGGCUGCGAGGCCGGGCCGUAGCUUCGUUCAGCACUGGCCUGUCUGACCGACGCGCCUGCACAUGUGGGCGUGUAUGCACGGGCGUGUGUGGGCGCAGUCAUAAGGCCGGAGGCUGCGGAGCCCCGUUGGGGCUGGCCAAUCAGCGGCCGAAGCAUAUCGACUGCAUGACCAAACUGGCAGGGCUGGGCAGGCCAGGCCAGCCCAGUCCCGAAGCGCACCCGGCCGUUUGUCCCUGUGUUGGUGUGCAGGCCUGCCGAAUGUCUACUGGGCCGGCCGGCGUCAGCCCACGUCCACUCGACGGCUCGCACAACCGGCAGGCCUUCACUGUUCGCCGGCUCUCGCGCCACAAUCAGCACAGACAAAGGGCACACCUGCGUCUGGCCGUCCAGCGCCCAUUAUCGAUCGGUCACUCGCUCGCCUCCUUCCUUUCCGGCGUAAGGAGAGGACCAAUGCUUGCCCGAUGGGGCCAAGCGCCGGUCACGGCCGGCACAGCCUUGCCCACGAGCGAGCGUGAGCGUCUGGACGCCUGUCUGCGUUGCCGUGCUGCACGUCUGUCAAACCGAAUUGUGUGCGUGUUCAAGCACAGGCUGGUUCAAGCCUGUAAAAGCCACCGGAUUGCGCCACCGAUGCUCGCGUGCAAGGCUGGCGUGCAUCGAGGCACAGACGCACACAUACACGCUACACAAGGCGUAUUGCAAUGA